Molecule: messenger RNA, 608 nt
Organism: Ipomoea nil (Japanese morning glory)
Lineage: Eukaryota; Viridiplantae; Streptophyta; Magnoliopsida; Solanales; Convolvulaceae
Exons: 2
Coding region: 64-414 (116 amino acids)
Biological process (GO): systemic acquired resistance
Molecular function (GO): fatty acid binding
Source: RefSeq, a predicted model, not a curated record
CGAUUUGAGAACAGAUCAUAUCAGUGCGGUGUAGAGUGUGAUAUAUAUAUCUAAAGAUUAAAAAUGGAGGCACCAUUGAAGGUUUUUGUUGGUUUUCUUGUUAUGGUGUGUGUUCUAGGAGCAGUGAGCGUGGAAGCGGCGGGGCCAUGCGGGGACUCAUCUCCAGACGACGAGGCCAUAAAGCUGCUGCCGUGUGCGGCGGCGGCGCAGGACGCGAAGGCGGCGGUUUCCAGCAGCUGCUGCUUUCAGGUGAAGAAGUUCAGCCAGAACCCGGGCUGCCUCUGCGCCGUCCUCUUCUCCGACAUGGCCAAGAGCUCCGGCGUGAAGCCCGAAGCCGGCAUUACCAUCCCCAAGCGCUGCAACCUCGCCAACCGCCCCAUCGGCUACAAAUGCGGACCAUAUACCCUGCCAUGAGUGCAGCCUCGGGUUGAAUAAAUCACCUGCAAAAAUGGGUUUUAUUAAUUAGUUGCUGGAUUGGUGAUAUGCAUGCAUGAACUGAAAACAAGUUUCUUGGGUUGAUUAUGAACGUAAAUUAUGUUAUGCAUGCCCUUCUUGGGCAAACUAUGUAUGUAUGUGCAAUAAUAAUUAAGAUGAUUUCCACCCUAAUC